Cotesia congregata is the source of this 978-nucleotide messenger RNA. The record is from the annotation of a GenBank genome assembly. NCBI's taxonomy places the organism in Eukaryota, Metazoa, Arthropoda, Insecta, Hymenoptera, Braconidae.
AUGACCAAGGUGAAAGUGUUAGACGGAAGUUAUUCAUCUCAAAUCUUCACUCACGUGAACAAGAACCCAGAUGGAGAUCCACUGUGGACGGCGCGUUUCUUGGUGACAAACCCGGACGCGGUCCGUGACACGCACUUAGAUUUUCUGCGAGCAGGUAGUGACAUAAUCGAGACAAACACCUACCAGGCAUCAAUGGACGGCUUUUGUAAGUACCUUGGUGUCACUGAAGCUGACAGCUUGGACAUAAUUGUAAAAGCAGUAGAUCUUGCUAAGCAAGCUGUAAAAAUCUACAAAGAAGAAAUAAAAGACAACGAGAACGCGGUUAAUGACAACCCUUUGAUCGCCGGGUCUUGCGGACCCUACGGUGCUGUUCUUCAUGACUGUUCAGAGUACACCGGGUUUUACGGCAAGAAAGUGUCCAAGGAAUUCUUGAAAGAUUGGCACCGACCCAGAAUGGAGACUCUGAUAAAAGCCGGGGUUGAUCUUCUGGCAAUUGAAACUAUUCCUUGCGCCGAGGAAGGUGAAGCUCUGGUGGAAUUGUUGAAAGAGUUUCCAACCACCAGAGCCUGGCUGUCUUUCUCGUGCUCCACUGACGGGUCCACUCUGGUAGAUGGUAAUAAUUUUAAAGAAACUGCCUUAAAGUGUUACAAAAAUGCGCUGCCAGGUCAGCUGAUUGCUGUUGGUGUUAAUUGCUUGUCGCCUCAUCACGUCUCGGCUUACUUGUCCAAGAUUAAUAAAGAUUGUGAAGGAAAACCAGUGCCUUUAAUAGCUUACCCAAAUAGUGGGGAAGUUUUUACUCCUGGAGAAGGUUGGAAGGAAAAUGGAAAGUCUUGUGACUUCAAGAAGUACACUCACGAGUGGCUGGAACUCGGAGUUCAGUAUAUUGGAGGCUGCUGCAGAACCACUGCUGCUGAUAUCGCUAAAAUUAGAAGUGAAGUUGACUCUUGGAAGUCGCAAGAGAGAGAAACAACUGUUUGA